UGCCCGAUGUGAAGAACGAAAGCAUGCACAGCGAUGUGGCCAAGUUUAUUAAAUUAGUUAAAAUGUAACGUUAUCUUGUUGUGUUUGUGUUAACGUUUGAAUAUGUCUUUAAGGAAGGGGCAUGCUUCAAAUCAAAAAUUGAACUAUUUGAUCUACCAGUAUUUAAAAGAGAAUGGCUUCCAGAAAGCUGCAGAAGAACUCAAGAAGCAUGUGAAGAAGGGUGGAGAACCAGAAGCCUUGUCAACAUCACUACUGGAGAUCUACAACAAAUGGUUCGGAGAUACUUCUAAGACCACAGAAAAGGGAACAGAACCGGAUUCUUCCAAGUUAAAAAAGAACUGUCAAGCAGACCCUGAAAGCAGCACAGAGAGCUCAAGUUCAGCAGAGGAAGAAACAAAACCUCUGAAAGGCUCCCAGACCCCAAAGCAUCAGAGCCCAGCCACUGCCAGGCCAGCUAAGGGCAAGGCUGCAGUGCAGAGCACCUCUGGAGGAAAGGCCACAGUGGGGGAGAGCUCUGGGUCUGACAGCUCAGAGGUCUCUGAAGACUCAGAGAGUGAGGAGACACCACCACAGAAAACCCCUGUGACACCCAAAGCCAAUCAUGUUCCAGCUGCAAAGGUCAAGGCCUGGUCAGCGGUCACACCAUUGACCCUGAACAAGAAACCAGCAGAGAGCUCAGACAGUGACAGCAGCUCAGGGAGUGAAGAUGAGAGCCAGAGUCUGCUUCCACAGACAACAGCUGCCACAACUACAGCUACACCAGUGAAGCAACCAAAACCAAGUUCAACAGCCAAGACAAAAGCCACUCCUGCUACCCCAGCUAAACCCGUGGUUGCUGCUACGCCAAGCAAGGCACCAUCUACUUCCCCAGCCACACCAAAAGGAAAGAAGGUGACCACAAAAGACAAGAAAGCAACAGCAACAAAGAAAGCACAGGCCUCAGCUUCAUCAGCCAAGAGGAAGAGAUGUGAAGAGAAACCAGGGGACAUGCCCGCUAAUGACAAGAGGAAGAAGCUCUCCAUGCCUCAAACCCCUCCUGUUCCUCCUCCUACUGGGAGAGACGAGUCUGACUCAGACUCUGACACCGAACUGGAUGUGGAAAAGUGGAAGAAACUGGCACAGGAACUGUCAGACGCUGAUAUUGCCAAAAUAGACACCAUCACUGCACUGAAUGCUCCACCUGCUCCCACCUCACCUGCCUCAGCAGCAAAGAAAACAAGAGCACCGAGGAAGCCCAGGGCUAAAUCUACACUGGAAACACCCCCAAAUCCCAGGGCCAAAUCUGCAACGAAAACACCAAAACCCAAGGCUGACACUGCAGUGAAAAAGUCUGGUCAUGCUAAAAAGUUCAAAGCUACAACUGAAAAAAAAGCCAUGGCUGAGAAGAAUGGGAAGACCAAGACACCAGCAAAAGACAGUAAAGCCAAGUCUAGUCAAGUGAAGAAGGCAGCACCUCCCUCCCCAACCCCUGAAGGCCAAGCAGAGGAGAUCAACAGUAGUACAGCUGACCUAAUAGCUGUAGCAGACAAACAGCCACCCUCCAUGCUCUCUACCACAACACUUAAUGGAAAACAGACAGCCAAGAAAGGAAAGAGGAAAAAUGGGAACAUUAGUAAGGCUAAAGCAGAUAAUAAUCUACCAGAACCCAAGAAGAAGAAAAAGAAAAAGGAGAUUGUAGAGGAGAAGACGGAACCAGAGAAGAAGAAAAAGGAGAAGAAACAGGAGAAGAUGAGCAGGGACAAUGAGAGGAGAAUGGGAGAAGAUGAGCAGGGACAAUGA
Oncorhynchus gorbuscha (pink salmon) is the source of this 1779-nucleotide messenger RNA. RefSeq names its product nucleolar and coiled-body phosphoprotein 1-like. Bases 103 to 1779 code for a protein of 558 amino acids. Gene Ontology annotation, molecular function: protein binding. NCBI's taxonomy places the organism in Eukaryota, Metazoa, Chordata, Actinopteri, Salmoniformes, Salmonidae. The transcript has 9 exons. The record is from RefSeq and is a predicted model, not a curated record.